Molecule: messenger RNA, 2094 nt
Organism: Fonsecaea erecta
Lineage: Eukaryota; Fungi; Ascomycota; Eurotiomycetes; Chaetothyriales; Herpotrichiellaceae
Exons: 1
Coding region: 1-2094 (697 amino acids)
Biological process (GO): lipid metabolic process
Source: RefSeq, a predicted model, not a curated record
AUGUCGCAGACCCAGCUGCGGACUCGUGCUCAUGCGGCCGUCGCAUACGACGAACAAGCUCAAAAGCUCUCUCUUGAAUCCUCAUCUCAGAUAAAUGACGACGGCGAUAGGGCUGGUCAUGCCGUUGAAGCCAAAUUCAUCACUCCAUUGGACCCAGUCAUCGAAACCGUGGAUGGCAAUAGGCUGCCAGCCGUGCCCGUCCAGGAAGCGCAUAAGAUCAACUUGUUAAAGAACCGAUCUGAGGGCCGACCAUAUCGUCCUGGACGACCGCGAGGUUUGAGCCGGUUCGACAGGCAAAGGGCUGGGCCUGGAGCAGUUGACCAGAAUGAAUUGAUGAAGGAUGACCAAGAGAGCGAAUCCAGUCGAUUAGACGAAGCAAUUCCGGUCUUGCAUACCCACCCUCUCUUUCCUCCCCUGCCUCUCUACGGGCCUCCAUCAGUUCUACGAGAUCUUCAAUGUGCAGUACUUCGAACGACAUCAGCUAUACUCUCGACGGCCUUUCUUGCCGUCAUCGUACUGGGGGCGUUGUUCACAUCAAUACCGCGAUUUUUCAACGAUGCGUGGCUGUGGCUCACCUUCAGGGAUCCUUGUACGCGGAGACCUUUCCACGACGAGGAGACAAGACGUUCGGUUAUACGCAAAGAGCAAGAGAAGGAAUGGAGGAGGCGCGCGACAAAACAAGACGCAGCUUCACAAAACGGUACAAUAGAGCAGGCUGCAUCGACACAGAAGCCACUGGUACCGCUUGAGGGAGGCCCUGAUAAACUAGUCUGCGACAUCAGGUACUAUGCACGUCGAGUGGGUCUAGACGCCGAGGAGUUCAAAGUGCAGACAGAAGACGGGUUUGUCCUGUCAUUAUGGCAUAUCUACGACCCCACAGAGUACACACCCGCUCCAAGUACAGAGCGACAACCGGACGAGCCUACCAUUUUCACAGAUUCCAAAGAAGGCUUCCAACGCCACAUCCAGAAGCAGUACUCCGAUGGCAACAGAAGAUACCCCGUAUUACUGGUGCAUGGGCUCCUGCAGAGCGCUGGUGCUUAUUGUGCAAACGAUGACGACAGUUUGGCCUUUCUUCUGUGUAAGUCUGGGUACGACGUAUGGUUGGGAAACAAUCGUUGCGGUUUCAGUCCUGAGCAUAGUCUGUUAGAGUAUCAUGAUCCGCGGAUGUGGGCUUGGAAUAUUCGGCAGAUGGGAGUGAUGGACCUUCCCGCGUUCAUGUCUCGAGUUCUAGAGGAGACGGGAUUCGAGAAGCUCGGGUUGGUGUGUCACAGCCAGGGUACCACAGAAACAUUCGUGGCGUUGGCGAAAGAGCAGCGACCAGAUCUGGGUGACAAGAUCAGUGUCUUCUGCGCUCUUGCCCCUGCAGUCUACGCAGGUCCCUUGAUUGGCAAGAUGUAUUUCAAGUUCAUGCGGGUUAUUUCACCGUCGAUGUUUAGGGUCUUCUUCGGCAUCCACAGCUUCAUCCCGCUGAUGAUGACCAUGCACCGCGUGUUACCCGGAAAGCUUUAUGGAGCCCUGGGCUACCGCGUCUUCUCGUUCUUGUUUGAUUGGACCGACACGCGAUGGGAUCGGGGACUUCGGAAUCGACUGUUCCAGUUCUCACCCGUCUACGUAAGUGCAGAGAGCAUGAGGUGGUGGUUGGGUCGAGAAUGCUUUGCGAAGCAAAAGUGCAUUCUCGCCACACGGGAAGAUGGACAGACGGAGGAGGUGGAGGACGAUGGAGAGGAAAGCCCUGAGCGUGGCACGUCCAACGGAGACGAUCGAGGGCGAACGGCAUGGUUUGACGAGCAUGUCCCUCCGCUGGCGCUGUGGGUGGCCGGAAGCGACGACCUUGUCGAUGGGAGGAGACUUUUGAGGCGGUUCGAACGUGGACGUGAACCCUUCGUGCAGGUGGUCCACAGCAAAAUCAUUGAGGAAUAUGAGCAUCUCGAUGUUCUUUGGGCAAUGGAUGCCGUGGAGCAGGUGGGCAACGAAGUCCGGCAGGUACUUUGGAAGACGAUGCCAGAGGAGGCAAGAAGGAUAUGCAGGAGAAUAUUUGCAGUCGUGGAUGAUGAUCGAGGCGAUAGUCAAGCCGGUGACCGACAAGAGUAA